GAUGUCUAUAGUGACUAGAUUUUCUUCUUAUUUCAUUAAGAGUAGAGUGAUUAAUUAUUCAUGUAUGUAUUAAUUGAUAUCUACUCAUUAAUAGUAUAGGUAGACAGAAUUAUGACAGAAAUGUGUAAAGCUGGAUUUUAAGACCCUGAAGAAGGAUUCUUAGAAAGAGAUCCUAUGACAUACUACGAAUGUAGAUUUUAUUCUCAUAUUGCCAGAAAUUGGACUCCAAGAUUGGAAUCUUUGUAAUUUUUUUUAUAUUUAUACUUUAGUGAAGUGAGUUAAUAUGAAUUAGCAAAACAGAAAUUUAUUCAAUUUGAGAAUCUAUACUAAUUUAUUUUGAAUUUACACAGAUUGACUUGGGAGUAUAGAUCUAUCUACUUAGAAUUAACAAAAGAAAUUGCAACUCAUAAUACUUGGUUUAGAAGUGAGUACACAACUUUGACUUAUGAAUAUCAUUUGGAAGAGGCUAUCAAUAAAUAUAUUAAUCUUUUAGAUCAAUUAAAGGAGUAUCCUUUAUGGUAAGAAAGAGUUAAGGAAGAAAUUGGAUAUUAUUUACAUCUUAUUUACAAUUCUACAACACAUUCAAGUUAAAGCAAAGAAUUGUUUGCUAAAUUUGUAAUCUUUCAUUUCUAUAUUUAGGAUAAAUUAUAUUUCUUCAAAUGACA
This is a messenger RNA of Paramecium pentaurelia, 665 nucleotides long. NCBI's taxonomy places the organism in Eukaryota, Ciliophora, Oligohymenophorea, Peniculida, Parameciidae. The record is from the annotation of a GenBank genome assembly.